Molecule: messenger RNA, 873 nt
Organism: Aspergillus ruber CBS 135680
Lineage: Eukaryota; Fungi; Ascomycota; Eurotiomycetes; Eurotiales; Aspergillaceae
Exons: 3
Coding region: 40-873 (277 amino acids)
Source: RefSeq, a predicted model, not a curated record
GUAUUUUCUCAUCAUUGAAAUAUACCCCCAAAACAAGUCAUGCGACUCAACUUCAACAAAGGCCCCAGUGUAGGGAUCUUGGGCCUCUUCCUAGCCCUAAUCGCCUUCCUAGUCAGCCAGUCCACUGCCCUCCCAACCCCCAACUCCCUCGAAAUACAGACCCUCGACACAAUUGAAACAUCAACGCAAUACCUCCACGAUCUCGGAAAGCGGUUCGCCGGCCGUGCAUCUGGCAAGGUUGGCACUGCAGGACCUGACACAACCGACUACCCUAGUGACUCUGAGAUCGGAGAAGCCUGCAAUCCCGAAGCAGGCAAAGCGUUCAUAUUCUACUCAAACGCAGACUCCAACUUGGCGCACCAAUUUGCCCAGGCGAACAACGGACUCAUUGUCCGCCAGACCUUCCCCAAGGGCUACGUGGGCAAAAAACCCAAUCGUGGAAAGAAACGGUCCGAUGAGUGGUACCAGGACUUCUGUGAUCGAUUCUCCGGUGUUUUUGCCGAUAAGGCUAAGGGAACGGUUUAUCUGGUGACGGAUUUGGAUGCCGGGACUAGGGAUUGUAGUGUCUGGGAACGGAUUGAGAAGCCGACACUACUGGCGAACACGGCCGUCACUGACAUCGUGGCUGUUUCUUCUGCGGACUUCAGUAAGCGGAAUACGAUUUGGUCGCGGACUGGGAAGCGCGACAAUGCGGGACUGGCGUUGCGAGCCUUGAAGAAACAGACAAGUGGGAAGAAGUCUUGCUUCAAUUGGGAAGGAUGUGGGGAGGAUCCUAACGAUUCGGAUGGUGAUGGUGGAGAAGAGUGCUGGUUUCUGUUGUUGAUGGAUGAAGAUGUGCAUCAGACUGAUGCUCAGAGGGCACAACGAAGAUAA